AUAGGACAGAGUAGAACUUCCCCAUAGGGUUUCCAAGGCUAUAAGUCUUUAUGGAAACAGGCUGUCACAUCUUUCUCCCUUGGGGUGACAGGUGGAUAGCAGCCGAGUGCUUUAAUCACUGCACACUAAGGCUCCUCACACAGAAAUUAAAUACUUCAUAUUUGAGUAUGAGAAAGGAAGUUACUCUCUUAGUUUUAAUAUUUAUUAACCUAACUUCUUCAUUAAUUCCAGAAGCAAUUGCCAAGAUGAAGACUGCUUUAAUUUUGCUGAGCCUUUUGGGAAUGGCCUGUGCUUUCUCAAUGAAAAAUUUACAUCGAAGAGCCAAAUUAGAGGAUUCUGAAGAAAAUAGGGUCUUCAAGUUCAGGCCACAAUAUUACCUUUAUAAGCAUGCCUACUUUUAUCCCCCUCAAAAACGAUUUCCAGUUCUGAGCAAUAGUGACUCAUCUGAAGAAAAUGGAGAUGGCUAUAGUUCGGAAGAGGAAGAGGAAGAAGAGGAGUCUUCAAAUGAAGGAGAAAACAAUGAAGAGAAUGAAGAGUCUAAUGAAAAUGAAGAAGAAGAAUCUGAGGCUGAGAACACUACGCUUUCUACUGCAACCCCUGGCUAUGGAGAAGAGACCACACCUGGAACAGGGAGCCUAGGAUUAGCUGCAAUCCAGCUUCCCAAGAAGGCUGGGCAUACAGGAAAUAAAGUUACCAAAACAGAGGAAAGUGAUGAAGAAGAAGAAGAGGAAGAGAAUGAAAAUGAAGAAAAUGAAGCUGAAGUGGAUGAAAAUGAGCAAGGCAUAAACGGCACCAGCACCAAUAGCACAGACACAGAAAAUGGCAAUGGUAGCAAUGGCGGAGACCAUGGAGAAGAAGAAGGUGAAGAAGAAAGUGUCACUGAAGCCAACGCAGAAGAAGCCACAGUGACUGGAGAACAAGGUAAUGGUGGCUUGGAGACAACAGCCUCUCCAAAUGCUGGGUUUCAGCCUACAGCCCCACCACAGGAUAUCUAUGGGACCACCACUCCACCAUUUGGAGAAAUUACCACCACUGGAUAUGAGUACGAACAGACAGGCACCAAUGAAUAUGAUAAUGGAUACGAAGUCUAUGAAAAUGAGAACGGGGAACCUCGUGGGGACAAUUACCGAGCUUAUGAGGAUGAGUAUAGCUACUAUAAAGGGCGGAGCUACGAUGGCUAUGAUGGCCAGGAUUAUUACUACAACCAUUGAAGCUCAAGCCUGGGAUGAAGUCACCCAUUUCAGUGUUGUGUGUGGCUGCCGUUUUCAAAGUUCAACUCAGGAAGGUGCAGUGUAACAAAUGUGCAUAUAAUAAUUUGGAAUGGUGCCACUGUUCCAAAGUAUUUUUUCUGUAAUUGCUUCUGCGAAUAAUGGGGUUCUCAUUGCUUUCCCCUAGUAUGUUAUUGAAAGGUCAUUGUAAAACAGGGCCAUUUAACAAGCAGUAAACCAAUCCAUGAGAUAUAGGUUCCUUGAAUGUUUCGGGGUUGUAAUUCUAUAAAUUGUAUGUUUAACAUGUUUGCACUAUUGCUAACUACUAAAAAUAUUCUCUGUGCAAGAAGUGAUUCUAAGAAGAGAUUCAUUGACAUUAAUGACACCAUAUACAAUAAAUAUGUAGCUCUUUAAUCACACUACUUAUCCAACACUGUAUAUUAGGUUUAAUUAUCAUUCUUAUGUGUUUUUAUGCAAACAAUAUGUAUAUUCUAUCAAUGGAUUAUAUUUCAAAUAAAAA
This is a messenger RNA of Loxodonta africana (African savanna elephant), 1728 nucleotides long. It is a transcript of the gene IBSP, whose product is annotated as integrin binding sialoprotein. The transcript is spliced from 6 exons. Gene Ontology annotation, biological process: bone mineralization; extracellular matrix organization; cell adhesion. The record is from RefSeq and is a predicted model, not a curated record. The coding region runs from base 51 to 1211 and encodes 386 amino acids. Gene Ontology annotation, cellular component: extracellular region. Lineage: Eukaryota; Metazoa; Chordata; Mammalia; Proboscidea; Elephantidae.